GGAGCCAAAAUAUCUGCCAAGUUCGAACAACUCAAAAUGUCUUUCGAGUCUCUUUCCGAACGCCUUGCGGCUCUACAGGAAUCAAAUAGGCAAGCCAGAGAAUUGAUUGAACGUCUAGCAACUAUUAAGUUCGAACCUGGCUCUAUAGCUCUGGACAGCGAUGACGAUAACGUAUUGCUGGAGCUUUCUGCGGAGAUCGCACAGGUGUUGAAGGAACAAGAUGAGGAUUUUGAGCGGCUGCAAGAAGAUGUUCUAUCGAUACCUACGGGAGGGCCGAACAGCGAGUUGGGAAGACAGAGAAAGGUGCUUGAUGAAGCAGUGGAGAAGAACAUCAAAGAAGUCGAAUCAUGCUAUUCGGCAUUCCGCAAGGCCGAGGUGAAAGCCAGAAAGACGCUCAACGCUGCGCAAGUUUGGGAGCGUCAACAUCUCUUUCAACCAAGCUUGAAUCUCUCUUCCGGUAGGUCAACUCCUAACUCAAUGGAAAGACCUAUCGCUCGGCCAAAGUCGGAACAUUCAAAGGAAGACAAGACCGUAAAUGCUGCUAGCGACGUUACUCUUGCGCUUCGACGAACCCACGAAAUGAUGGCGGGCGAGUUGGAGAAAUCACAGUUCGCAAACGAUACAUUAAAACAGUCAACGGAGGCGUUAGCCCAGCUGAAUGAGACAUAUUCUACAUUGGAUUCUCUAUUAUCGAGUUCGCGGAAUUUGCUUGGGACUUUGCUGAGGAGCCAAAAGAGCGAUACGUGGUAUCUUGAAACAGCAUUCUAUGUACUUGCAUCUACGAUUGCAUGGCUUAUUUUUAGGAGGUUAUUUUACGGACCACUUUGGUGGUUGAUUUACGCGCCACUGAAGUUAAUCUUCUACUCUCUAUUUAGUAUAUCUGGCAUAAUGGGCUCUAAGGGUGGCUCGGCUGUUGAAAGCAGUAUGUCCAUAUCCAGUGAGGCGGCAACUUAUUCAAUUGUACCAACCAUGAGUGAAAGCGCUGUUCCCAGUAGCAAGAACACUCCAGCAAUAAGCGUUGAAAACAAUGAUCAACGACCGGCACCAAGAGCAGCAUCAACGAUGGUCGAGGAGGUCGAACAUAUUAUUGAUGAAAGCCAGCGUUACCAGGCCCCUGUCAAGGAGGAGAUUAUCGGAGACUCGGUUGGGGACGACUUCCCUCAUGAUACGAAAGCCGAGCUGGAAGAAGACAUAGUGCGAAGUGAGGAAUCAAAUCCAGGCAACCCAAAGAAGAGGAUGUGGGAAGAACCAGAAGAGGCUACCAAGGAAACAGAGCGAAGGAAGGACGAACUAUAGAUCGUCGAACGACUUGAAUGACUCAGUCUUCGGUACAAUUCCAUGAUAAUCGUGAUAGCUGAGCAAGAUGAUGUUCAGUCGUCGAGACUGAGCCAGAUUUGAGACUUCGACAUUUUUUGACAAUGGUUCGAUGAAUCAUUGAUCUUAGCAUUUCAAAUCGAACCAGUACAUAAAUAUUUUCACGGAUUAGUAAUACCCUAUUGUUGAAUUACGAUACAGACAUAUGGAAACUCUCCUGGUAUACCACACAAUGACAUACAAUGUGUCGAAAAAAUUCUGAUACCACAAAAAAUCCCAUCGUUCAUAGAAAACAACUUAAUGUCAACUAAUAGGCUAAGUAAGGAAUACGCCACUGAAUAUGAGUCAAGCA
Molecule: messenger RNA, 1666 nt
Organism: Botrytis cinerea B05.10
Lineage: Eukaryota; Fungi; Ascomycota; Leotiomycetes; Helotiales; Sclerotiniaceae
Exons: 2
Coding region: 37-1296 (419 amino acids)
Biological process (GO): retrograde vesicle-mediated transport, Golgi to endoplasmic reticulum
Cellular component (GO): endoplasmic reticulum; SNARE complex
Molecular function (GO): SNAP receptor activity
Source: RefSeq, a predicted model, not a curated record